AUGAUCGAGCUUGGGCGAGAUGAUUACGAUGUUUUUGCCAACCGGGUCCUAUGGUCUUUAUUCGCAAUCUCAGCAGUUGUUGUCGGACUAAGGGUCUUCUGUCGCUUGCGUUACGGUACACAGCUGCGGGCGGGAUUGGGCUUAGACGACCACAUAACCGUAUUAUGUCUCUUGAUUAGCCUUGUCGUAUGCAUUCUUGUCACGAUAGCAACAGAUUAUGGUCUUGGAAGACAUGCGGCCGAUUUAACCGACGACAACAAAAAGAACGCCCUUAAAUAUAAUGCUAUUAUCAAUGCCGUCUUAAUAUGGCAGUUUUCCUUACCGAAGUUCGCCAUUAUCGCCAUCUUGAAACGAAUUCUCAAUUACGGCACUAAGACGGCAAUUUUAUUUUGGGGACUGGGCAUCACUUCUCAAGCAUGCGUAUUAGCGGUGUCGGUGCUAUGGUUCAAGCAAUGCCAUCCUGUGGAAUAUGGAUGGGAUAAAAGCAUCCCCGGAGGAACUUGCCAGGAUAUCAAAGUUAUAUCAAACCUGGCGUAUUUUACAUCAGCCUAUUCCGCUUUCCUCGAUAUCUUCUUCGCAUUCUAUCCGAUCCCUUUCAUCAUGCGCCUGAACAUGCCACUUCGAGCUCGCGUCGCCGUGGCCUCGGCUUUAAGCCUCAGCGCGCUCGCAUUUGUCGUUUCCGUUAUCAAACUAUCUAUUCUUGGAGACGCCUUUGCUUUGUUAGCGACAGAUCCCACUUUCGCCGUACCUUAUCUUGACAUAUUGGGAAUGGCAGAAGGUUAUAUUUUAAUAAUUUGCUCCUCCCUGCCAACUCUUGGACCCCUCUUCAGGAAGAUGAAAGGGAAGAUAACCAGCCGCGGCACCAGCGGAAUCAAAUCUGGUGCGAAUGUCGGCUCCAGUCUACAUAGCUUAAACAAAAGUUUUGGUCGUUCGAAAGACCAAAGGUCCACGGACGAGAUGGAACGGUCGAUUGGGGGGAACUCAUCCAGUGUCGAUGAAAUACCACUGGUAACUUCGCCUCUGCCGCCACCAUCCGGCUCGAUAACAAAAACUGUAAAUAUUAUGAUGACUACAGAAGAGAUUAACCCUAAGUUUAACUCUCGCCCACGUGGCGAUAAAUUAUAA
This is a messenger RNA of Daldinia caldariorum, 1125 nucleotides long. RefSeq lists its product as uncharacterized. Bases 1 to 1125 code for a protein of 374 amino acids. The transcript has 3 exons. NCBI's taxonomy places the organism in Eukaryota, Fungi, Ascomycota, Sordariomycetes, Xylariales, Hypoxylaceae. The record is from RefSeq and is a predicted model, not a curated record.